Molecule: messenger RNA, 1236 nt
Organism: Mycena indigotica
Lineage: Eukaryota; Fungi; Basidiomycota; Agaricomycetes; Agaricales; Mycenaceae
Product: F-box domain-containing protein
Exons: 1
Coding region: 34-1236 (400 amino acids)
Source: RefSeq, a predicted model, not a curated record
GACGACCUUCAAAGAGAUUUAUCUUUGCUUGGAAUGGAUGCGCACCAUCUUCCUGCCUACCGACUACUUCUCAAAGAAGUCGAGGAAGACAUAGCAAACGCCCAAGCACACCUCAACGCUCUUGAAUCGAAACGCGCUGAAAUUUGCCAACGCCUUGAAGCGUACAAAUAUCCAGUACUUUCGCUCCCCAACGAAAUUAUCACGGAAAUUUUCUCGCAAUACCUUCCGGAAUAUCCAUCUUGUCCCCCUCUCACCGGUCCAGGCUCGCCUACACACCUCCUUGGUAUAUACCGUCUCUGGCGGAAGAUUGCUCUCAAAAGCCCGACCUUGUGGCGCGCAUUAGAGAUGGACAUAGAGAACGCUGAUGCAGAGCUUGCCAACAGCUGGCUUCAGCGGUCUGGCAGCAGUUUCCUUUCUCUGAAUUUCGAUUUUGAGCCAUUCGGGCCUCAACACGACGGCACACCACUUCUCGAAACCAUUCUGGCGCACCGAAAACGCUGGGAAUACAUACACUUUCGUGUGGCUUCCUCCUAUGACGCCGAAAUCGCUUGUAUCAGCGGGGAAGCCCCAGCUCUGGUUGAAGCGGACAUCGCAUCAUGGGGAUCUGACGCCGACUGGGAGGCAGAACCUGGCCCAACAAGCAUAUCUUUCCAUAACGCUCCUCGGUUGCGUUCUAUUUGUGUCGGGGAUGUACGCUUCACCCCACAAUCCAUACCGUGGGCCCAGUUAACGACUGUGGUCCUUUACUACGUCGCCAUGACUGCCUGCAUUCCGGUCCUGGCGCAAGCCGAGAGUUUACGGUAUUGCAGGCUGGUAUUCAAAGACAUAAGUGGCGUAAGUCAACCACAGGGUGUGCCGUUGACGCUCCCUCGAGUCGAAAUCUUAGUUUUACUUGAUCCGUUUCGCCCUCACGAUCCGGACUCGGAAAACAAUGUCUUGGCCAACCUCACGUUGCCUUCUCUCCAAAAACUCGAAAUCUCAGGCUGCCUACUACCAUACGACAACCAGAACUCCGUGGAGGCCAUUCGCUCUUUGAUUUCACGGUCCGCAUGCUCGUUGCGGCAUCUGAGAGCGGACAUAGGUUUUUAUACUGUUGCCGAUUGGGCUGCAGCGUUUCCGAACAUUCACGUAUUCCAUUCUACGCACUCUGUCAUCUACAAUGGCACUAUAUGGAAGCUGGAUGAUUACUGGGAGGAGCCGGAUGAGUCUGGAUCACUUGACUCGGAGACCAUUUGA